AAGAUCUCUGAAGACCUAUACAUCACUGGACAGCUAACCGAAGAAGAGCUCAAAGACUUCGCAAAGAAAGGCGUCAAGUCUAUCCUGAACAUGCGAGGUCCUGCAGAGGCAGGACAGCUGGGCCUGGGAGUACUUGCAAGAGAAGAAGAGAUUGUGAAAUCGCUUGGGUUGAAGUAUGUAAAUCUGCCUGUCCCGAGAGAAGGACCUUAUUCUGACGAGCUAUGCGCCCGGGUCAAGGACACCUUGAAUGAACUCUUAAACACAGCCAAGCCAGUGGUAGUACACUGUAGAACCGGAAGGAGGGCU
Guillardia theta CCMP2712 is the source of this 306-nucleotide messenger RNA. RefSeq lists its product as hypothetical. The annotation marks the transcript as partial. The transcript has 2 exons. The record is from RefSeq and is a predicted model, not a curated record. NCBI's taxonomy places the organism in Eukaryota, Cryptophyceae, Pyrenomonadales, Geminigeraceae. Gene Ontology annotation, molecular function: hydrolase activity.